Molecule: messenger RNA, 2342 nt
Organism: Paramacrobiotus metropolitanus
Lineage: Eukaryota; Metazoa; Tardigrada; Eutardigrada; Parachela; Macrobiotidae
Exons: 3
Coding region: 328-2055 (575 amino acids)
Source: RefSeq, a predicted model, not a curated record
UGGCUGCAGUACGCCGAUUUUAUGAGCGACUUUAUGACAGGCAAAUAAAUUAAAGCCAAAUGAUUAUAGCGUUUUCCAGAAAUAUAUACAAAUGCUGGUAAGCUUUUUAACAGCUUUAAUAAUCGCUGAUUAGACACUUCCAGGGUAGUGGCUCAAGGCAAUUUUCACAAAGAUAAUUCAGUCCUGUUAAUGAGUAUGCAGUCUGAAUCGUAAUGCACGCUGUAGUGUCUACACGUACACGUAGUAUCUACUCCAAGUGUCUUCAGUCAGACGAUUUGUCUGAAGACACGCGCAUAACGUCAGCGUUUCCAGCGACCGGUAUAAGCCAUGGACACCUGUCGCCAUUUUGUGCCGGCAAUGAUAACGUUAGCGCUGUUUCUCGGCACAUCCUUGGCGAUCGACCGUGAGGAUGGUGCAGACGGCCACAUGACAACCGAACACGUGCCGUUCCUCAGAUUUUCGGCUGAACCCAUGACACUUGACCAAUGCAAAGUGCAGUUUACCGACAACUGCGAAGCACCACUUGCCACUGUCGGUGAUUGCCCAUUCAGCGAAGGUCUGCAAAUCUGCUGUAACAAUAACGCUUCUGCCACAGAAAUCCAACAAAUGGCGACGGCCAUGUCGCAACCGCCACUUAAAGCUAUCUUUGUCGCUCUGUACGACGGUAGCCUGAUCAACAGUGAGAAUUUUGCGGCCAUUCGGAAUCAGAUCGUAAUACUCCAGCUUUUUAAUUGCACGUCCGAGCGAGCACCGGGAAAGCUACCAUCAUUACGCUUUGUUAAUUUGUUGGAAUUUGGAUUAUUUAACUGUUACGAACUGAGCAUCAAAAGGUCAGAUUUCUGGCAGUCCAUGCAGCUGCGAGUGAUCGAGUUUGUCAAUUCAACUGUCGCAGUACUGGAAAGAAACACGUUUGCCGAUUUGCCGGCUUUGAGGAUGCUUUCGCUGGAGAGUCAUCUGGAUAGGAUGGGGGUGUUCCCUGAACCGAUGCGGAAACAUUUGGAGAGGUUACACUGCGGCUGCGAAUUUGCAUGGUUCCGGCAGUGGUGGAGCGGUAAUAAAAACCUGUUACCCAAAGCUGGCGAUGGCGAGAUUUACAAUAUCGGAUGGGAAUCCUGGCGUAAUGAGCCGCGGAAUAAAAUUGGCAUUUAUCUGCCUAUCGACUGUGCAGCUGACCCCUUCCCAAUGGGAAACGCGUCAGUUAAUUUCAUACAGGAGCGGUUCUCCAUCAACGAAGACCUCUAUCCAAACAAAGCACACCAAAACUGUACCUCAAAAGAUAUGGAUUCAGAUGAUUCGUUUCCUGAUUUUGCCACUGAGCCGAUGAAUUCCGUAAAAGCCGCCGUACGACUUCUUGGCUUGUGUGAUCCAGCCUGGCACGCAGAAUCCUUGAACAACACCCAAUAUUCAUACGUGAUGUUAGACACUUGUAACAACAGCGAAACUAUGUUUCAUCAGUUGCGCCAACAGGCACUCCAAAUUGGCAAGUUACGUCCACGGCCGAUAGAAAUUCAGUUCAAGGAAACUACGCCCCUAACUUUCGAACAUAUAUCGCCCAUCCGCCGGGAAAUCGUGAUGUACUUGCUGCUGGAGUGCGUAACCCCGAGAGCCACUAGAAUUCUUGCAACCUACCGUUUGACGAAUUUGCUGCAGUACGAUGUUUUUGGUGGCACUGAUCUGGACGUGAAAACGAGCGACUUUCAGUAUUCACAGAGACUGCGAAUGGUUUCUUUCUUUCAAUCGACAAUUCGAACUCUGGAGGAAGGAUCAUUCACCAAUCUGCCGGCUUUAAAAGUGCUGACCUUAGAAGGCCUGCUAAACAUGACAGAGCUCGGGCAAGCAUACGAUCAAGCCAUGCAGGAUUAUUUGCGAAGAUUGCACUGCAGCUGCAAAUUCGCAUGGUAUAGACGCUGGCGAAUGAACAAUAUGUCACUGCUGCCAUCGACGGCAAACGACAGUAGUGUCACCACUAUUUACCGCCUUCCUGGUAUCUACAAUGGUUUUACGAAGAAUCAAGCACAUAAGUACGUACGGUUUUACGAAGAAUCAAGCACAUAAGUUGCGCCACUGCUAUUCCUUCCGGACCGGGUCAAAUCAAUGUUAAGCAAGUCAAAUAUUCGUUGAAUGCUGAGACUUGCUAAAGGACAAAGCUGCUGCGACGUCUGCUGAUGUUGAAUGUUGUAGACUGCUCCGUCUGCAGUCUACCUGUUGUGCUUUACAUUACGUGUUAUGAACCUGCUGCAUAGUAAUGGUCAAAAUGCUUGAAUACGUUAGGUUUGUUAAUAAUGGCUUGACGAAUUGUGUAGGGGCUUCGGUAGAAAAACUGCACAUGAAAUUGUAAUAAA